GUCAGCUAUGAGGGAAGAGGGUGCGGACUGGAACCUUCACUGCAGUGCCUCUGUUCUACAAGGGGAAACAUCGACUUCACCCUCGGCGAGGGCGCGGUGCAAUGUGUCGUGGCGGAGAGGGAGUUUGGCGCGUGCUCUGGAAACGAUGAGAUCACAGAAAAAAAAGAAAGCGACGUCAAUGCCGCCUACUUCAUCUGCAUCGACCAGAUUGGUGCCAUUGUGCCCACUCACAAGGUCAUCACGGCCUCGAUGCUCCUACCGAGCUCCAGCGGCGCGGCCAUCAGCUUCCCUGCCCUGACGACGACGACGACCACCACCGCGAGCAGCACGGAGUCUACAUCUACGACGGCGAGCUCGCACCCAUCCACGGCUGCCGACACAGCCACGCAGCUGACGUCGACCGCCGAGAUCACCAGGCCCUCUUCGACCACGAGACGGCCAACGUCGACGACGGCGACGUCAGCAACAACAACCGGCGACGGGGCCGAGACCCCAUCGGCAACACCGGCGGGAAAGGGCGAUGACGAUGACGAUGAAGAGGAAGAACCCACACUGGCAACGGGCCAAGUGGUGGGAAUAUCCGUGGGAGUCGUGUCAGCUAUAGGAAUAGCUAUCCUGGCCAUCGUACUGGCCCGGUGGUGCCGUCGUCGUCGUAACUUUGACAGGAAAAGCCUGAGAGCGUCGUCCAUGCCGGGCGGGUGGAGACCCUGGAGAGGAGGAAACAGCAGCAGCGGCAGCAACAACAACAACAAUGACUCGCCUCAUCUCACCGAGAACGGCGGUGCAGGGCGAUUUGCCCAGCUUGCAGACGAGCCGGCGCCCUACUCCUCACUCUUCCCUCGUCCUCCGCCUCCUGCUGCCGCCGCCGCCGCCGCCGCCGCCGCCGCCGCCCCGAGAAAGAGCUAUCACCGUUCCAGCUGGAAACCCGAGUCGAUAGGUCUGGCACUGUCCCCUGCAAUAUGGAGGAGGCAACAACAGAAACAGCCGGCACCAGCGUCGUCGGCGAGACCCAUGUCGAAGCUCCUCCCUGCGAAGCCAGUCCUACUGCCCAUAUACGCGGCAAACGCGACACUCAGACAGGAUGAGGAGGAACAGAAGCGGCAGCAGCAGCCAUCAUCACCAGCGCACUCUCGGGGCUCCCCUAAGCCCCUCAAACCAAUGGGAUUGACCAUUGCCAAUCCCGGGGGCAGCAUAUCCCUGGAUAAGCCACAACCUCCUUUACCCCUGAGAAUCGAGAUACCUCAGAACAACGGCGGCAGCAGCAGCAGCCGUCAACAGGCACCGCCGGAGGCAGAGAAGAGGGGGGGGUUGAAGGGACCAGGCAGCCUGAAAGCAAGACGGCAGGCAGCAAGGGAGAGUUCCAUGACCGAGUUCGAAGAAGACGACGGCUCCCUACCCAUAUCCCCGGGCCGCGUGUGGAGACCGCCCUCGACGGCACCCAGCUCAGCGGCCCCGUACUACAUCUCCGACGGUCGGGGCAACUGGGUUCUCAGCGAGCGGGCGACGAACCUCUUCCCCCUCCCCCCAGCCAGCAGCAGCAGCAGCACGUAUAAGCCGACAAGCAAGACAGACUCGUACCUGAGACCGCCGACAACUAGACCCCCUUCUUCCUCUGAUCUGCUGUUGCGCGCACAACAACAACAGCAACGACAACAACAGCAGCAGCGGCAGUCAUCGCGACCACUAACGCAAAACUCCGGCCCCGCCCCGUCGAGCGUCUACUCCCAGCGCUCCUCGAUACCAGCCCGCUUCUUCCAGAUGAAUGGCCGAUCAGCAGCUGCGCCACGACCAUCCUUUUCCCGAUCAGCAGACGGGGGCUCCUCCCCUCGCAGCAGCGGCAUCACCCUCUUCGACAACUCCGACCCCACACCCGACACCACCACCACCCCUCCGCCACCAACGAGCCCCGCCGCAGCAUCGAGGAGCCUGUCCCUCGUGAUGGAAUCCCCGCCGCGUACACGCCCACUUGCGGCCCCGCAGCAGCGAAGGCAACAGUCGCGACCUGGGCAGCCGCAGCCACCGCCGCCGCCGCCGCCACCGCCGUGGUCUUCCGGGCGUUCCGUAUCAACUCCGUACCAGCCUCCCGGGCAACCUAGUCCCACUCUUGGACUUGCCGUGCAGCAACAGCAGCAGCAGCAGCAGCAGCAGCAGCAGCAGCAGCAGCAACAGCAACAGCAGGGACAGCAAUACUACAUCAACGACAAUUCACGCCCGAAAAUGGGACUGAUCGAACCGUCCCCCGGACCAGAUGACAGACAGCUACUCCCCUCCGCAAGGGCCAGCCGCGCAUCUACCUCCCUCCGCCACAGCCGGGCCCCACCGCCCCCUCCACCGGACCCAUACCUCUACGACCCGUACACCUCUUCCGAGGGACGGUACCCAGACCCGCCACCGCGCCACCCCGACGACGGACGCUCCGACAUAUCAGCCACGUCCUCGACGACGUCGUCCGCCCUGCUAGCAAAGCGGUUGGGAUCGGACAGGGCGGCACAGAUGACCUUGCCGUCGGCGGGCAAUAAUAACGGUUUCGCGCCGAAUAAUUCGUCAUCAUCAUCAUCUCCUUCAACAGCAGCAGCAGCAGCAGCAGCAGCAGCAGAGGCAGGAUCGAAGUGGCAGAGACAGAAGCAUGAUGGACUACCGUAUAUGUCUCCGAGGCAGCAGCAGUCCAUCAUGUGGAUGCCCAGACUUACGCCUACGAGGAAGGGAACUGACUUGUACUUGAAUGUUCAAUAA
This is a messenger RNA of Geosmithia morbida, 2733 nucleotides long. RefSeq lists its product as uncharacterized. The annotation marks the transcript as partial. Lineage: Eukaryota; Fungi; Ascomycota; Sordariomycetes; Hypocreales; Bionectriaceae. The transcript has 2 exons. The record is from RefSeq and is a predicted model, not a curated record.